This is a messenger RNA of Perca fluviatilis (European perch), 1688 nucleotides long. Its product is annotated as prostacyclin synthase-like. Lineage: Eukaryota; Metazoa; Chordata; Actinopteri; Perciformes; Percidae. The record is from RefSeq and is a predicted model, not a curated record. The transcript is spliced from 10 exons. Bases 128 to 1588 code for a protein of 486 amino acids. Gene Ontology annotation, biological process: prostaglandin biosynthetic process. Gene Ontology annotation, molecular function: iron ion binding; heme binding; monooxygenase activity.
GACGUCAUCGUCACAGAUUUAGCAAUGAGCAGCGCAGAUGACAGUGACGUGCCUGUGAGUUCAUAAAAAGCCAUGAGAGCUGAAGGGACUCCAUUGACUCUGCGCAGCGGGAAAGUAAACACACGAGAUGAUCUGGACCAUUUUUCUGCUUGCCCAAGCUGUCCUGCUUUAUUUGAUCCUCACAAACAGAUCGAGAUCCAAGAGCGAUCCACCUCUAGACAAAGGCGUAAUACCAUGGUUAGGCCAUGCGCUUGAAUUUGGAAAAGAUGCAUCCAAGUUCUUGAAUCGAAUGAAGCAGAAACAUGGCGACAUUUUCACAGUGCGUGUCGCUGGACGUUACGUGACCGUGCUGCUGGAUCCGCACUCAUACGACACGGUCAUCAAUGACUCGGACUCCCUGGACUUCACUCGCUAUGCACAGGUCCUCAUGGAACGGAUUUUUAACCUGCGGCUCCCGCAUCACCAGCCAGCUAAAGCAAAAGCAAUGACCAAAAGGCACUUCAUAGGAAUGGAUUUGUCCGCCCUGAACAGCACCAUGAGCAGACACCUGCAGGCGUCACUGAAAGCUGAGAUGCCUCAGAACCAGAAAGACUGGAAAGAGGAGGGACUGUUCAACCUCUCCUACAGCUUACUCUUCAAGGCGGGGUAUCUGACGCUGUUCGGAGGAGAACAGAACAACAACAGCGCAGAUCCCUCAAGCAUCUAUGAGGAGUACAAGAAGUUUGAUGGUCUCUUGACCAAAAUGGCGAGAGGCACACUAAAGCCAGAGGAGAAGAGGACAGUCCAGAGUGUUCGGCAGAAACUGUGGGAGCUUCUGGCUCCAGCAGGUCUGACUGAGGACUCGGGGUCGAGCCCUUGGCUCCACGCCUACAGGCGGCUCCUGCAGGAGGAGGGGGCCGAUGAAGAGUCGCAGAAGAAAGCUGUACUGAUGCAACUCUGGGCCACACAGGGUAAUGUUGGUCCUGCUGCUUUCUGGCUGUUGGGCUACUUAUUGACAAAUCCUGAAGCUCUGACAGCAGUGAAGAGGGAGUUAAGCGGGAUCUCCCAGAUGGAAACCUCAGAGACCUCAUUACUGGACAGAGCUGUGAACACCCCCGUGUUUGAUAGCGUCUUAGAAGAGACACUUAGACUCACUGCUGCCCCCUUCAUCACCAGAGAGGUUGUGCAGGAAAAGACCCUCCACAUGGCUGAUGGCCAAGAGUACAUGCUAAGAAAGGGAGACAGGGUGUGUUUGUUCCCCUUUAACAGCCCUCAAAUGGACCCUGAGAUUCACCACGAGCCACAGAAAUACAAGUACGACCGCUUCCUGAAUGAAGAUGGAUCAGUGAAGAGAGAUUUUUAUAAAGGAGGGAGGCGGCUGAAAUAUUACACCAUGCCAUGGGGCGCAGGGACCAAUGGCUGUGUGGGAAAAGAAUUUGCCAUCAAUACCAUCAGAAAGUUUGUUUACAUAGUGUUGACCAACUAUGAUUUGGAGCUGUGUGACCCAAAUGCUCAGAUGCCGGAGGUAAAUGCCAGUCGUUAUGGAUUUGGAAUGCUACAGCCAGAGGGAGACCUGCUUGUCCGAUACAAACCUAGGAAUACACACUAGGACUUCAAAAACAAGCACAUAUUUUAUAUGCGCAUUUCAACACAUGCACAUUGUUUAUAGUGUUAAUAUGCUCUUUUUACUUUUAUACUCCAUAUUUAUA